UUAAUUUUUUGUGUCGAAAUAUCAGAUGCCACCAACGCCCAACUUGAUCCUGAAGAGAUAUAACAAAUGGUUGAGACAAGUAUAAUCUUGUUUUUACGAAAUGAAGUUAGAUCUAGGCUCGGUAUGGAGUUUGUUAGGACUAGGGUUUCUAGGUAUCUGCUGGGCACUGGCUUCAUACUUCAAUAGUCUACUUCCUGAACCCAGAAAUCAGGAAACCGGUUUUAACGCAUUUGCAGCACAGAGCGUCCUACGUGAUUUGACCGGCCUAGGUCCUCGGCCAGCUGGCAGCUACGCUAACCGUGUCCUAGCGGUUAACCUCAUCAGAUCACAGCUGGAGCUCAUUAGGGAUUCAUCCAGGUCUAACCUGGACCUGGAGAUUAGUGUACAAAAUGCUUCUGGAAGCUUCCAGAUUGAUAUAUUUCAAAAUGGGCUAGCUCAUCAUUAUUCAGACGUAAUGAAUGUUGUUGCUAAAAUAUCCUCCUCCCCCUCCACUGUGCCUGCGCCACCUGCUGUACUCGUCAAUGCACACUUUGAUAGUGUUCCACAGGGCCCGGGAGCUUCAGAUGAUGCCGCAAACUGUGCUGUGAUGCUUGAGCUGGUGAGGGUGCUGAUGAACUCGGAGAACAUCAAUAUCACUAACGACCUGAUCUUCCUGUUCAACGGUGCAGAGGAGUCCAUCCUCCCCGCCUCUCAUGGGUUCAUUACAACUCAUCCUUGGGCACCAACAAUCAAGGCUUUUGUAAAUCUUGAAGGAGCUGGAGCAGGAGGAAGAGCAUUAUUGUUUCAAUCUGGACCAGCCAACCCAUGGCUUGUUAAUACUUAUAUAUCUCAGGCUCCUCAUCCGUUUGCAUCUGUGAUAGGAGAGGAGAUAUUCCAGAGUGGGCUCAUCCCCUCGGAUACAGACUUCAGGAUAUUCAGAGAUUUUGGAGAUAUCCCUGGCCUAGAUAUAGCAUAUAUCAAGGACGGAUAUGUUUAUCACACUGAACAUGAUGACGCUGAACGUGUUCCUGUUGAAUCCAUCCAGAGGGUUGGUGAUAAUAUUCUAGCUGUAGUUCUCGCUCUAGCAGGGUUGACCGACCUAGGGUCUGAAGAAACUGGUUCCAAAGUUGUUUUCUUUGAUAUGUUUGGUUUGUUUAUGGUAGCUUAUCCACAAUGGGCUGGUUCUCUACUCAAUAUCAGUUGUAUUCUGGUAUCCUGUAUCCUGAUAAUCCGUGAUAUCUGCAGCUGCGCGAAGAAAACUGACCAGCCGGCCGCCAGCCUUAGAAAAAUUCUUCUAAUCUUAGCAACCAGCAAUAUUAUUCUUCUUCUCCUGGUUUUGGGGUUCUCAACUCUCAUUGCUGCUCUUCUUGGAUUUGCUGGUAAAAGUAUGAGUUGGUAUGGUAAACCCUGGAUCCUGGUUCCUCUCUACUCCGUUCCAACCCUGCUCCUCUCCAUCCUAGUCGUAUACAUGGUGCAGUACAUUGUAUCCAGAUUCAUGCAGUACAUAGAGGAUACAAAGAAUGACACCAUGUUGAGGAUGAUAAUGUUACAUGCAGUACAGAUAUUCUAUAUACUUCCCUCUCUAGUUUUAACAUGUGCCGGAUAUAGAUCCGGGUUUAUAUUCUCCAUGUCCCUGCUUGGGAACGUGAUCUAUCUUCUCUACCUUCAAGGAACGCGUUCCAAUCGUUUUUUCCGGACCAAGCUGUCUCCAGCAUACAAGGAAUGGAUUGGGUUCAGUAUUUAUAUCCUAACACAGUUUGUUCCUCUGACGAUGUGGUGUUACAUGGUUCAGCUUGUCUUUACCAUUUUCAUCCCUAUCAUGGGAAGACGUGGAGCCAGUUCGAACCCUGAUAUUUUUAUAGGUUUAGCUGUAUCCGGGUCUACCUAUCUCCUGGUUCAGUUUCUCCUACCCCUCCUAGUAUUGAUGAAACGAACCUAUCUCAAGAUAUUUCUUGGUUUAUCUUCUCUACCCUUCAUCAUUAUACUCCUCGUUAUCUUAAUACAGGGAGGGUUUCCCUACUCCGGAGAUACCUCUAGUCCUGCACAGAAGCGGAUGCUUGUUUAUCACACCAGGAGAUAUAUGAACGGGAGUACAGAUGGAGGUUUUCUAUUCGCCAGAUCUGAUUACCCUGAGACCUUGGAGCUCAGUUCAGCAGUUCCAGAAUACCGAGAUAGUGUUGAGAUCUCCGGGGAUAUGUGUGACCGGAUUCUAGGCUGCGGUAUACCAGUUUACAAGAGAAGUUUAGAGAACCUCAAGGGAGCAAGAUGGUUAGAUUCUACUCCUCCAAACAUAACUAUUAACCCAGUUAAUGUGGAACUGAUCUCCAACAUCUUGCAGGGGAACUCCACAAGGAAUAUAACCCUUAGUGUCUCAGGACCAAGUUGGAGCCUGGUAGUUUUUGCGCCAAAACAAGGUUUAAAGAUGACCGGUUGGAGUAUCAGUGAGGGAAUACUACCUGGAGCACAGUGGGACAAUCGGGAUACGUUCUUCCUGAAUUUUAUCCAGGUACAAACCACUGUAGGCUUAGGAUACUUUAUUAGAUUUAUUAGUUUAAAACCACUGUAUGGUCAGGAUACUUUAUUAGAUUUAUCCAGGUUUAAACCACUGUAUGGUCAGGAUACUUUAUUAGAUUUAUCCAGGUUUAAACCACUGUAUGGUCAGGAUACUUUAUUAGAUUUAUCCAGGUUUAAACCACUGUAUGGUCAGGAUACUUUAUUAGAUUUAUCCAGUUUAAAACCACUGUAUGGUCAGGAUACUUUACUAGAUUUAUCCAGGCUUAAACCACUGUAUGGUCAGGAUACUUUAUUAGAUUUAUUAGUUUAA
Molecule: messenger RNA, 2803 nt
Organism: Eurytemora carolleeae
Lineage: Eukaryota; Metazoa; Arthropoda; Copepoda; Calanoida; Temoridae
Product: endoplasmic reticulum metallopeptidase 1
Exons: 26
Coding region: 101-2803 (900 amino acids)
Biological process (GO): proteolysis
Molecular function (GO): metalloexopeptidase activity
Source: RefSeq, a predicted model, not a curated record